AUGAUAUCCAGUCUCUUCCGACCAGCAUCACCAUCACAGAAUGCCCCGACAUACUUCGAUAUCAGACUCGACACCAAUGUGAUAUGGCUCCCAGGAGACGACAUACCAACCGGGUACUGCCAUCUAACAAGCAAGGUCAUAUUAUGUCUCAACCAGCCCCUCUGCAUCAAAGAUCUGAAACUCCACUUUGAGGGGUGGCGCUACCUCAAAUGGAAUCCCCAUUUCUCAUACUUCGAAACCCAUCACCAGAAAUCAACCCUCUGGGAACGACUUUUCAUGCGUCAAACAUGGAACUUUCUCCAAUGCUCAAAGACAUCUACAUCCACUACCCUCCCACCCGGUAAUCACGAAUUCCCAUUCCACUUCUGCCUUUCAAGCAAGACAUCAGACUCCGUUCAAGGCCUAAACGACUGCUCCAUCAGAUACAACCUGAAAGCGCAAAUCCGCACCCUCAAAGACAGUACCUUCGACACUGCGAAGCAUAUCACCGUAUGCAGAAUCCACAGAUCACUGCUAUUCCCUGAACCAAAAAUCCUUCAAAACAUCUGGCCCGAUAAAAUCAUCUACCGCGCCCAAUCACCCUCCACGACAUAUACAUUCAACGGCACCAUCCCUCUCACCUUCCACUUCGUGCCCCUCCGUAAAGGUCUCAAGAUAGCAAGUAUCCACACCCAGGUCAUUGAAACACACAAAGCCAUUCAACCAUCUCUCAGCACCCGAUCGCGCAUCAUCAUACAGGACGACUUCAACGUUCCAUCUUGUGAUGAACUUGAAACAACAUCCGACGACGAAGGCUACUGGCACCAUCUCAACCGUCUACUUCGGCUCCCGAAAGGAUUGAGAAAAUGCGUGCAAAGUACAGCGAAUAGUUUCCUGCGUGUUGAUCACGAGCUGGAGAUUCAGAUCCGAUUGGUGAAUCCUGAUGGACAUGAGUCUUCGAUUAACUUAACAUGGCCGAUAUUCAUUUAUUUCCCGUUACCCCAGGAGCUGGGGGACGGGUAUGCAUCAUCACUUAUCAAAGCUUUGCGAAUGGUGGAUGAGACGCUGGAUCUUUCGCUUCCGAAUUAUAAUGAUCAUGUUUUGGACCGUAUGCCGGAUGAUGUACCUGAUGGAUUGGGUUGUCGUGGUUAUGGUUUGUGA
Molecule: messenger RNA, 1140 nt
Organism: Aspergillus sclerotioniger CBS 115572
Lineage: Eukaryota; Fungi; Ascomycota; Eurotiomycetes; Eurotiales; Aspergillaceae
Product: arrestin family protein
Exons: 6
Coding region: 1-1140 (379 amino acids)
Biological process (GO): ubiquitin-dependent endocytosis
Cellular component (GO): cytosol; cytoplasm; plasma membrane
Molecular function (GO): ubiquitin protein ligase binding; protein-macromolecule adaptor activity
Source: RefSeq, a predicted model, not a curated record